AUGCAGUCCGGCUCGCCGACCGCGCCCUGGGCCAUCAUCUCGCGAGAGGAGUCGAUCGUGCGCGGCAUCCGGCUGGCCGAGGCGGUCGGCUGCCCGCACGACCGCGACAACCUGCAGGAGGUGAUCGACUGCCUCGUACAGAAGGACCCGAUCGAAUUGGUGAAGAACGAAUGGGGCACGCUCGGCAUCUGCGAGUUCCCCUUCGUGCCGGUGAUCGACGGGGCGUUCCUCGACGAGACGCCGCAACGCUCGCUGGCCACCUCCUCCUUCAAGAAGGCCAACAUCAUGAUGGGCUCCAACACCGAGGAAGGUUUCUACUUUAUCAUCUACUACCUCACCGAACUGUUCCGCAUCGACUUGGCCGACGACGUGAAGGUCAGCCGGGAGCAGUUCGUCAACGCCGUCGCCGAGCUCAAUCCAUACAUCAGCCAGAUCGGCAGGCACGCCGUCAUCUACGAGUACACCGACUGGCUGCACCCGGACGACCCGCACGUGAACCGCGACGCCCUGGACAAGAUCGUCGGCGACUAUCAGUUCACGUGCAACGUGAACGAGUUCGCCGGCCGUUACACCGACACCGGGAACACCGUUUACAUGUACUAUUACAAGCACAGAUCCGCCAACAAUCCGUGGCCGAGAUGGACCGGCGUGAUGCACGCCGACGAGAUCAGCUACAUCUUCGGCGAGCCGCUGGACCCCUCCAAAGGCUACACGCCCGACGAGGUGAACCUGUCCAAGAAAAUGAUGAGAUACUGGGCGAACUUUGCGAAAACCGGGGAUCCAAACAUCGGCGACGUUGAAUCCUGGACGCAAGCUUACUGGCCGCCGCACACCGCCGCCAAGAAGGAAUACCUGACGUUGGACACGAACAGCUCGGAAAUCGGUAACGGGCCGAGAGCGAGGCAGUGCACCUUCUGGAAGAAAUACCUGCCGCAACUGCUCGCCGCCACCUGUGAGUAA
This is a messenger RNA of Heterotrigona itama, 960 nucleotides long. Lineage: Eukaryota; Metazoa; Arthropoda; Insecta; Hymenoptera; Apidae. The record is from the annotation of a GenBank genome assembly.